Molecule: messenger RNA, 771 nt
Organism: Oldenlandia corymbosa var. corymbosa
Lineage: Eukaryota; Viridiplantae; Streptophyta; Magnoliopsida; Gentianales; Rubiaceae
Source: the annotation of a GenBank genome assembly
AUGGAGGCUGAAGAAGUCGACAAUGGCUCCAUCCACCCAAGGAAAAAGAUGAGAAGGAAAGAGCUGCUGGCGAAGAAGAAGGCGGUGGAAGAGAUCAUCAAAGCUGCUUCCUCUGAAAAAGAUCCCCUUUCUUCUGUUCAUCCUCACGCUCAUUACCACACAAAGGGGUUGUCUGUUUACAUGGAGUCUGGAAGAGGGAAUAAGCUCACUUCCCAUCUGAAGCAGUACAUUCAGAAGCUUCUUAAGGUGAACAUGGAGGUGCCUUUUGGAUCUCAGUGGCCAGUUGAAGAAAAAGUGAAACGCAAAGAUAUGGUUUCUCCAGAAGCGCGUUAUAUAUUCGUAUACGAGGACAGAUAUUCAGAUGGAAAGGCAGAAUUGCCAAUAUCUUUGACUGAGAAGGGGGAAAGUUCGAGCAGUAAUGGUGGAAUUGUAGGAUUUGUACAUUAUCGGUUUGUUGUGGAAGAAGAAGUACCAGUUCUUUAUGUUUAUGAGUUACAGCUUGAGGCUGUUGUUCAAGGAAAGGGGCUUGGAAAGUUUCUGAUGCAGCUUAUUGAGGAUAUUGCUUGUAAGAAUAGAAUGGGUGCUGUUGUGCUCACUGUUCAAAAGACAAAUGCUUCAGCAAUGAAAUUUUACAUGAAUAAACUUGGGUACAUUAUAUCAGCAACUUCACCAUCAAAAUUCUCUUAUAGGACAGGAUUAGAGACAAACUACGAGAUACUUUGUAAAGCAUUCAACGAUGAAGCCAAAUCUGUAUUUGAGGAUAAAAGUUGA